Molecule: messenger RNA, 459 nt
Organism: Sparassis crispa
Lineage: Eukaryota; Fungi; Basidiomycota; Agaricomycetes; Polyporales; Sparassidaceae
Product: Ubiquitin-conjugating enzyme E2 2
Exons: 10
Coding region: 1-459 (152 amino acids)
Source: RefSeq, a predicted model, not a curated record
AUGGCAGUGUCAACCAGAAGAUUGCAGAAGGAGCUCAAGGAUAUCCAGACGCAGGGGACUCCAGUCGGUAUCAAGUUACUCAGCGCGGAUGAUUUCCAGACGUGGUUUCUGUCCAUAGAAGUGUUGGGAGAGACGCAAUAUGAGGGCGAGGUGUUCGCCCUGAAGUUCCGCUUCGAUAGCUCUUAUCCCAUAUCGUCCCCCGCCGUGCAGUUCGUGGUAGAUGAGAAAUUUCAAGCACCAGUGCAUCCGCAUGUAUAUUCAAAUGGCCAUAUAUGUGCAUCCAUCCUAGGCAAUGAGUGGUCGCCUGUACUGAGCGUUAUCGCGGUGUGUGUGACGCUGCAGAGCAUGCUUGCAUCGUGCAAGAAGAAGGAGCGGCCUCCAGAUAACGAUCGCUACGUCUCGCAUGCUCCAGAGAAUCCGAAGAAGACACAAUUCUUGUACCACGAUGACGAUGUAUAA